Messenger RNA from Acanthosepion pharaonis, 774 nucleotides. NCBI's taxonomy places the organism in Eukaryota, Metazoa, Mollusca, Cephalopoda, Sepiida, Sepiidae. The record is from the annotation of a GenBank genome assembly.
AUGAGACGCUAUAAUGAACGUUUAAUAACAGUUGCGACAAACCAAUUAACGCUUGCCACGUGUGUUUGUGCCUUUUAUCAUAUCUAUCUAUCUAUCUAUCUAUCUAUCUAUCUAUCUAUCAAUCUAUCUAUCUAUCUAUCUAGCCAUCAAGUCUUUAUCCAUUUUUUCUUUCCUUCUGUUACCGUAAAGGAAAUCGUUUCUAUCGUUUCUCUCUGCGCUUCAAUCUAUCUCAAUUUACCUUUUAUACUCUUAUAUGCUUUUUUUUCUUUUAUCCAUUUUUCUGUCUCUGUUUUUGUAUACUCUAAAAUAGUUUCCUUCUUUCUGUUUAUACGUGGCUACUCGUGUCUUUCUUUUCUUCCCUAUUUUACUUCAGUAUUUUUCUGUCUUUAUCUAUUUUUUAACUUUGUUCUCAUUCUUUUUUCCUUUUUUCUUUUAACAUUUCAGUCGAGUUUUUCUCAUUUUCUCUUUCAUUUUUUGCUGUCUUUGAAAUCGUUUUAUUUUUGCAAUCAUUUCUCUCUUCUUUUUAAUCUUUCUUUUUCUACUUGUCCACCCUUUCCUUCUCUUUUUUUCGCUUUUUUUCUUUCACUAUCUGUUUCUCUGUUUUGUCUACGACAGUUUCUUUUGUUUUUCUUUCUCUCUGUUCACAACGAAACUAAGAAUUAUUUAAAUAAUGUUCGAGAAAUAAUCUAUCUAUCUAUCUAUCUAUCUAUCUAUCUUCCUUAUCUGUUCAUAUCUAUCUAUCUAUCUAUCUAUCAUUCUAUCUAUCUGCUGUAG